Messenger RNA from Saccostrea cuccullata (small rock oyster), 2629 nucleotides. Its product is annotated as enoyl-CoA hydratase, mitochondrial-like. Bases 32 to 922 code for a protein of 296 amino acids. Gene Ontology annotation, molecular function: enoyl-CoA hydratase activity. Gene Ontology annotation, biological process: fatty acid beta-oxidation. Gene Ontology annotation, cellular component: mitochondrion. The record is from RefSeq and is a predicted model, not a curated record. The transcript is spliced from 8 exons. Lineage: Eukaryota; Metazoa; Mollusca; Bivalvia; Ostreida; Ostreidae.
UUUUUUUCGUAACUUAGUAAGACUAUUCAAAAUGGCUUGCUUGAAAACAGGUGCACGGCUAUGCAGACAAUUUUUAUUCAGUGGACAAUCUUCUUUAAAGUUUUCUGCAGUUCCCUUGUCUUCUAGAUGGAUGUCAACAGGAAAAUAUGAAUAUAUCAUAGUAGAAAAGAAAGGAGAGAAGAACAAUGUUGGAUUUAUUCAACUUAAUCGACCAAAAGCACUCAAUGCACUUUGUGCAGGCCUUAUGUCUGAGCUUGAUCAAGCUGUGAAGGGAUUUGAAGCUGAUAAUGAUGUUGGGGCUAUUGUAUUGACAGGCAGUGAAAGAGCCUUUGCAGCUGGGGCUGAUAUUAAGGAAAUGCAGACAAAAGAAUUUUCAGAGGUUUGGAGAGGAAAUUUUUUGAGUGAAUGGGAUGCCUUGUCAAGAUGCUCAAAACCAGUGAUUGCAGCUGUUAAUGGAUUUGCUUUAGGUGGUGGUUGUGAGGUAGCCAUGAUGUGUGAUAUAAUUUAUGCCGGAGACAAAGCACAGUUUGGACAACCAGAAAUCACACUGGGCACCAUACCAGGAGCUGGAGGGACCCAGAGACUGUGUAAAGCUAUCGGGAAAUCUAAGGCUAUGGAGAUGGUGUUAACAGCUGAUAGGAUGUCUGCAGUAGAAGCCGAGAAAGCAGGACUGGUAAGUAAAGUUGUCCCAGCAGCAGAACUGGUCAAUGAGGCCGUCAAAACAGCUGAGAAAAUCAGCAGCUUCUCUAAAAUAGCCACAGGAAUGUGCAAGGAAGCAGUCAAUGCAGCAUAUGAAAUGUCUCUUAAAGAAGGACUUCAUUUUGAAAAGAGGCUUUUCCAUGCUUCAUUUGCCUCAAAUGAUCGAAAGGAGGGCAUGACAGCGUUUUCAGAGAAAAGACCACCCAAAUUCACAGACAGUUAAACAGAUCUUUAGAAAGAGGUUGAAAAAAUUUUAAAAGAAACUUGAUGAGUGCCAAUUAUCUUGAUUAGAAAAAGUCUGUGCUGUGAAAAUGUGGAACAUACUAUGUACUGCUACAGAAGCAUUUUAUUUAAUUGAAUUGAAUGAAGUCUAAAAAUGAAGUGCUGUACAACAAAUUAUGUUAUCUGUGAAUCCCAAAUAGCAGUGCAGGGAUUGCAUAGGCUUACAGAAGCUUGACAUUGACAAUUACACUAAUUCAUGAUGUUAGUUCUGAUGUUUUCAUGGAUAAAAUAGACUCGUAUGCCUUUCAUGUCGAUAGCUAAUAUGAUGUUGGGUAUAACUCAAUUUACAUGCUUUUAUACAGAUUUAUGAUGAUUGUAUAUUGAUUGUGGUGAUAAAAAAAAACAUUAAAUUUAUAUAUACAUGUUUAAAAUUUCCAUUUUAUUUAGUGUGAAUUAUCACCUUUCACACAUUGCACUGUUGAGUGCUGUGUUACUGUUAUGCCUGCAUUAUCUCAUCGGUGCAAACCACAGCCAAAAUGUUGGAUCCUCUCCCAUUCUGGAGAGAGCUUCAUGCAGACUCUCAGACUGUGGCUUGAGACAAUGGCAUUAUCUUAAAAAAUAAUACACCACAAACGCAGAGUUCAAAAUAUUAAUUAUACUGAUUUGAUUACUGUAUACAGGGAAAUUUUCAUCCGUAUUUUAUUUUUGCCCCUUUCACCCUACCCUUGGUUGGGUGAAUUUAAAACUUGGCGAAUAAAAAGAAUACAGUAAAAUUACUGUGACUGGACAAAUGUAAGACAGGGCAAAAUUGUUUGCAAGUGUAAAAGGGCGAAAAUAAAGCAGAGCAAAAAUAAUCCUGUAUACAGUACUCUGUUAAAAUUCAUAUGUAUACUUUACAACAAUUAUCAAAACAAAAGUUGAGUUUGAUGACAGUUUAUUAACAUUUGUAUCAUUACAAUUUCAUCAUUAUGCCCUGUUCACAUGGAAAGUUUAAUUCGAAUUAAACAUAAGUUACUGCGAAUUGAAUUUGAAUCGCAUUCACACGGAUAAUUUAUUGGUCAGGAAAUUAGUUUAAUUCAAUUUAAUUUAACGCACAUUAAAUUACUUCGUAUUAGCUCCAUGUGAAUGCUAAGCAAAGCUAAUUCGAACUUAAUUUUGACACAUGCAUGAGACCAGAAUUAAGUCACAGGACACAUGUUGGUUGUUAGAUAUAGGUACAUGUAUCUGUGCCAUAUUUGGUUCAAAAAUCAAGGAAAAGUAUGUUAAUCACUAAAUCUAUCCCUGUAGCCACUAUGAUUAUUACCAAUAUAUCAAAAGGAUGACUCGGCAUACUUGACAUGAUUUACAAAUGACGUCAUAAUAGCCGAGUGAAUAGCUUUUUUUAUAGAAGUAAAAUUUCAAUUCUUAUUAGUUUACUUCACUUUAGCUGUCGUGUGAACACAAUUUCAUCUGCAUUAUUUUAAUUCGCAUUUGUUUAAUUAAUUCGCAUUAAUUUACUGCAAAUUAAACUCUCUGUGUGAACAGGGCAUUAGAACCCUAUUAUGUAGAAUUUGGAAUAUUAAUUACAUAUCAAAGUACAUGUAUUGAAAAUCAGUCUUUCAGUUUGGAAAAAUAGUCCACAUCCCUAUUUUUUUAUUCUUAAUAAAGACAGUUUUUAAAAGUACAAUAAAGUAAUAUUUAAAGUAGCAGAGUAAAUAUUCUUUUUAGA